Messenger RNA from Salvia hispanica, 870 nucleotides. Its product is annotated as ethylene-responsive transcription factor ABR1-like. Gene Ontology annotation, biological process: regulation of DNA-templated transcription; ethylene-activated signaling pathway. NCBI's taxonomy places the organism in Eukaryota, Viridiplantae, Streptophyta, Magnoliopsida, Lamiales, Lamiaceae. Gene Ontology annotation, molecular function: DNA-binding transcription factor activity; DNA binding. The record is from RefSeq and is a predicted model, not a curated record.
CAUUUACCAAAAUUUCUAUUUAUUCUUUGAAGGUGGCGAAUUCAAGAAAAAAUGUAGGUGAAAAAAGGGAGAGAAUUAAUGAUUUAUUUGAUGAUGAUAUUAGCAAUGCCUUGGUUUCUGGAUUUAGUCGAGAGAGAGAGAUGUCAGCUAUGGUGUCAGCUCUGGCUCACGUGGUGGCCGGCGGCAAUGAGGUAGUGGUGGCGCCAGAUGGUGCAUGCAAAAGGGGACGUGAUGAGGAAUCUAUCGUCGGACGAUAUACUCAUUCUUCUGUUGGAAUCUCUAAAUUAGGCACAGCAGCGGGUACAAGCAUCAUAGCAUCAUCAGCAGCAGCAAUCUACAGCUACACUCCCACAAUUUCACAAGAAAAUGAAGCAGAUCCAUCGUCAAGAAGAUACAGAGGCGUGCGGCACCGGCCAUGGGGAAAAUGGGCAGCUGAAAUCCGCGACCCAUUCAAGGCGGCCCGAGUCUGGCUCGGCACCUUCGACAAGGCAGAGGACGCCGCCCGGGCCUAUGACAAGGCAGCCCUCCAUUUCCGCGGCAGCAAGGCCAAACUCAACUUCCCCGAAAACGUCAGGCUCAUCCAUGCCGAGUGGACGCCACCUGAACCAAUUGUUCACAGCCGGCCUCAAUAAUCGGAGGGCAGCCAGAGCAGCAGUGAUGGAGCUCAGUUUUCUUGGGAUUACAGAAAACAGACUUCGUCUAGUUGAUCACGAAGAGAAUGUUUUUGGGCUUUCCUUUCUUUCUCGUUUCAUUUUAUUAGGAAAAAAGAUAACUUACGGAAUUGAUUUAAGAGAAGCAACAAUAAUUUCCUAAAUCAUACGAGCUGUAAGAUCUUGAAUUUUCAGAAUGAAACAUCAAUAAUUUGUGAUA